AUGCAGACCUGGCUGGGUGUCCUGUUUGCGGGCUCUGCCUUCAUAGUGUGUGCCCUGCAUGCCGGAGAGACGGAGGAGCUGCGGUUCCCGCCAAGCAGGAUAGGUAAACCCGCAGGGCAGUCAGUGCUGUGAGUGGCAGUACCUGUACAGAGCGUGGCUGGCAGGAAGGGGUUAAUGGAACACUAUUCACCUUUGAACCUUUUGGUUUAAUGAUGGGUUUGUGUUAUAUGUUGCAUUGCCACAAAGUGUGGGGUGUCAGGUUUCUUGGUACUUUUUUUUUUUUUAAAUCUUAUUAUUAUUAUUAUUAUUAUUAUUAUUAUUGCCAUUUAUCUUACUUUGAUAACAUAUUAAUUGAGUUAACUGGUGGGUAGAAAUGCUUUGCAGAGACUUGGGUGGGUUUGACUAAAACAAAUAACAAUAAAUUAAUAUUACUGGUAUAAAUGCAUUAUUUUCUCCAAGUUUGAAGCAGCACUGCAGACUGAUUAGAUUCUUGCAGUAAUAAGGAAGGGGGAACAUGACUGCUGCCCAAAAUUGUGGAAUGGAUCAGGGAAGAUACCAUGUUGCUAAUGUUGGGGGUUCUUAAAGGGACACUCCAGGCACCCAGAGCACUUCUGCCCAUUGGAGUGGUCUGGGUGUCAACUCCCACUACUCUUAACCCUGCAACUGUAAUUAUUGCAGUUUUUUUUUAUAAACUGCAAUAAUUACAUUGCAGGGUUAACUCCACCUCUAGUGGCUGUCUACUAGAGGGCACUUCAUGAUUCAUAGCAAAGAUUUUAUUUGCUAGAGCGUCGCUGGACGUCCUCACGCUGUGUGAGGACCUCCAGCGUCGCUCUAUUCCCCAUAGGAAAGCAUUGAAAAUGCCGCGCAUGCGCAUUAGGUUUCCUCAGCCAGCGGGCGGGAUCAGUCCCGCCCACCAGCUGACGUGAUUACUUGGAGGAGCGACACCGACUCAAAACCACCGCCGAGAGACAUCGGCGGGGUCUCAGGUAAGUGACCUGAAGGGGUUUUUACCCCUUCAGCUACCUGGGAUGGGAGGUGAGAGGGCGAGGGUACCUGCAGUGCCAGGAAAACGGAUUGUUUUCCUGGCACUGGAGUUUUCCUUUAAGGAAAGGGAGAGGGAGGGGACUUACCAGUCGGCAGGAUCAGUUGAGGGCUCCUAACUGUUUUCCUGGCUGACUGUCUCCUGUAAAGAAAAUGAUUAUUAUUAUAAAAAUAAAUUUUGGGCAGAUCACCUAAACGGCGAAUCUCCCCUGAGCCUGUGCAUCUCGCUGUUAUGGCUGCCCCAGCUGCUGACUUGCAGAGGCUUCUGCAAGCUUACCUCGAGGCCCACGGCGAGGGGCCCUGGAUGAAUUAAUGUCGGGGGUGAGGAGCGUGGCCCAGGAGGAAGGAGAGGCAUCCGGUCAGCCUGUGGCCGUCGCCCCUCUGGCGGACGGAGGGCCAGGAGAUCGAGGUCUCCGUCGCGCCUUUCCCUGAGCCCAGUCUGGCAGUGUGAGAGGAGAACUAAUGGCGGCUCGGCCGCGCACUUGGAGAGGCCAUCGGUCCCCAGGAGGCGACUGAUUCGGGCUGUUGAAGGUGUCCGAGCAGCCUACGCUCUUCUCUUCCGGCCCAACUGGAUUUGACAUCAGCGCGCACGCCACGCAGCGUGGGCACGCUGGAUGAAGACGUCAGGAAGCAAGGCACGUACCUGACGGCAUCGCUCAGGAGAGCGCGGCCAUCACAGGCCUUGCUUUUCACCGUGCCUUCCACGGUGAUUACGCUGGUGCUGGAGCCGGCGGCCAGCAGUGGACACCGUGGAAGAUUGCAGUCGGGCCAGGAGGCUGACCGCGGGUCCCCCCAUACCUCAGUAGGGUUAAGUUCUGGAUCGGAGGAGAAGGCAUCCCAGCAUCCUCAGGCAGCCACAGGUGAGUGUUGCGCCAGCGCUUGGGAUGCGCUGGCGGGAGAAGAGGUGCUGAGGUUGCUUAGGGCAGUUUUAGAGAGGCUCCCUGGCCCAGCUGCUAGCGCGCUCCCUUCCCAGUCCUGGGACCAGAGUAGGCAUGUGGGGGUGCUUUCUGGUGGGGUGCGGGGGUGCUUGCCGGGUUGCGAGUUGUCCCCCCUAGGUAUGCAUGUGGCGUUAGAGGUUAAGGAGAAGAUCAUAAAAGGUGAGUACGUAGACGUACUGUCCCUGGUCCAUCCGGACCGGGUGUCAGUGGAUAGGCUGCGACGGGGGGAGGCGGCAGACGGCGAGAAAAGCAAGCAGCUGCCGCAUACGUUUGGGAACUGGCUUCAAGGGUUCUCAAUAUUUACGAGUGUGCCCUGAGAAGGCACCGGCGUUGAUUGGAUACUUAGACCUUAUAUGGGGGGCGUACAAGGUUUAUGGGUGUCAAUGUUGGUUCCGCUAUGACCAACAAUUUCUCCAGAAGAUGGUGGUGUGUCCGGGUAUGGACUUUGGGGUACAAGACAGGAGCCUUUGGCUCUUGUUGAUGACCCCCAGUCGUCCGUCCCCCUUUCCUUGAGCGGCCAGCGCUGGGCAGCGCAGGGGCGUCUGUUGGCUCUACAAUGAGAGCCAUUGCAAGUGGUUUGGAUCGUGUCGAUUCAGACACGAGUGCUCUCAUUGUGGAGGGGCCCACCCUGCCCUGCGCUGCUUCAAGAAGGGUAAGCAAGGUGGAUCUCUCUAGAGGGGAGGACUCCGGUGAGCUUCCUAAGGAUGCGCCCUUGGCUGGACAAGUACCCCAAGCGUAAGGAUGCGGAGGUCCUGCUGGAGGGGUUUUCGGUAGGGUUUUGGAUUCCAUUUGUUCAUUCAGAUUCCCCUUCGUUAGCGGACAGUCUGCGUUCGGUGGUGGGUAAAGAAGGGAUAUUAGAGGGGAAGUUGAUGAAGAAAGUUCAUUUGGGCAGGAUGGCCGGCCCAUUUGAUACGCCGCCACUUCCCAAUUUGCGGGUAUUCCCGCUGGGGUUGGCCCCUAAGAAGGAGCCUGGAUCCUUUUGUCUAAUUCACCACCUGUCCUACCCGUCCGGCGGGUCGGUGAAUGAUGACAUUGACCGGGAGGUGUCACACGUUCGCUAUGCCUCCUUUGAUCGGGCUCUGGAGUUGGUCUGGGAAGCAGGGAGGGGAGCUUAGUUGGCCAAGUCGGACAUCGAGUCCGCUUUCCGACUGCUCCCGGUCCACCCGGACUGUUUUCACCUGUUGGGUUGCUAGUUUCAGGGUUCCUUUUUUGUUGAUAUGUGUUUGCUAAUGGGCAGCGCUAUCUCCUGUUCUUAUUUUGAAAUGUUCGCGUUCUUUUUGGAAUGGGUGGUUGCUCGGGUUUCCGGGUUAACGUCGCUAACUCACUAUUUAGAUAAUUUCUUGUUUGUGGGCCCACGGGAGUCGGAUGACUGCGUGGGGCUCUUAGAUUCAUUUAGAGCCGUUGCGUCGGAGUUUGGUCUGCCAAUAGCGGGGGAAAAGACGGUUGGGUCGGUGGGGGUUCUUUGCUAACUGGGUAUUGAAGUGGAUUCGCGGAGUAUGGUUUUCUGGUUGCCGGAAGAGAAACUGACCCACCUGCUGUGUCUGGUGGGUUCGGUUAAAGGAGCGAAAAAGGUACAGCUCCGGCAGUUACAGGCAUUUUUUGCUGGCGCCUUUCAUUAGCAACGGUCGGAGUCAAACAGCCGUUUUACUUCAUUCGUAUCACCCACAGACAUCGAGAGGAUCUGCAAGUUUGGAGCUCAUUCUUGGGUAGGUACAACGGUCAAUCUUGCUGGCUGCGCCCGGCGGUGUCCAAUAUGGAUUUGGAGUUGUACACCGACGCGUCCGGGGCAGUGGGCUUUGGGGCCUACUUUCAAGGACGAUGGUGCGUGGUGCCCUAAUGUUCCUGGAGCUCUUUCCCAUUGUCGUGGCGGUGGAACUAUGGGGUUCAGAACUGGCAAACCGGAAGGUGGUGGUGCACACGGACAACAUGAGUGUUGUCCAUGUGAUCAACCGGUCUUCGUCUUCAUCCCCUCCGGUUUUGUCGUUUCUGAGGCGCUUAGUCUUGCUUAGUGUGUGUAAUUUCUCAUUAAUAUUUUGAUGUCAACAUAUCAACAAAAAAAUCAAUAUAUCAUAAUAAAAUAUAUUUAUAUCAAAUAUAAAAUGUAUUUCAAAAUAUUAAUCAUUUUAAGAGUUUAUCCAAAAAUAUUAAAUAAUUUGAAAAGCUGAUCCAAAAAUAUUCCAUAAAGAUCUGUGUCUCUCAGCUGUUAUAGGAGCUGGAAUUGGAGGUUCAUCUGCUGCCUAUUUCCUGAGGCACAAAUAUGGUAAACAUAUCCAGAUUGAUGUGUUUGAGAAAGGAGAAGUUGGGGGACGUCUGGCUACAGUGGACAUGGAAGGUGCUCAGUAUGAGGCCGGGGGAGCUGUCAUACACCCACUUAAUCUUCACAUGAAAACAUUUGUUAAAGAACUUGGUAAGUGAAUUACUGAUACUUGCAUCCUGUGAUUAAAAUGUGACAUUCUCCACCUUAGAACUUUAGAUUUUAGUAAAAUUGCUUUGAACUCUACCCUACACCACUGCCCGACACCACUGGCUAUCUGUGCUCUCUCCUUUUACACUAUAAGGAACGUUUAGCCAGGUAGCCGGUGAGUGCCUCAGAGGACUAGCUAAUUCUUCAAGCCUUGCAGUAUUUCACCUCAAUGGGAGGCUGAUGAGAGGGAGGGGCACUGAACAUUUAAAACCGUAUAUGGACACUGAUCAGCCCCAUUAAAACCACCUGCCUAUUAUGUAGCUCCCCCUUGUGCUGCCUAAACAGCUUUGAUGCGUCAAGGCAUGUACUACACAAAUCCUCUGAGCAUGUCCUGUGAUAUCUCGACAUUAGCAUCAGAUCCUUUGUCCUGCAAGGUGGAGUCUCCAUUAAAUAGAUUUGUUGUUCCAGCACACCCCACCGAUGUUCAAUCCGAUUGAGAUCUUUGGAAUUUGGAAGCCAAGGCAAUACCUUGUGCUUGUCAUAUCCCUCAAACCAUACCUGAACAAUUUUUUUUAGUGUGACAGGGUGCAUAAUCAGGCUAAAAGAGGCCACUGAGUACGUUGUCUGCAACAAUCUCUACUUACACUUACACAUUGAAAGCUCUUUAAUUUCAUGUAAUUUGUUUUAUUCCUCAGUGUACAAAAGAAAUAGUUAAUAAAUAUAAAAAAUCUGAAACUAAAAAGUAAUUCUUAAAAUUUAUUUUAAUGCAUUUUCUCUGUAAUGGUGGGAAUGAUAUUUUCAAUAUUUUUCUUUUAAAGCGGCCCUGUUGCAUGCACAACUGUACAGGUUUUAGGUCUGUGGUGGAUCCCGCAACACCACGGGAACCUUCAUAAAUAUUGUAAUGCAAAGAUUGCCUUUUGUCAAGCAGGGGGAAAAUACUUAAGGCAAAGUACCUAGGAGAAAUAAAUUGAAGAAUAAGAACAUAGAAGUGAGGGGAAGAAGAGGCACAGAUUGAAGUGGUUAUAGUGUUUGUAGUCCCCUGGAGUUGUCCGUCAAUUCAGCAUUAAAUCAUUUUUAAUCAGGGGUCAAGUCCUGGGGAAAAAAGUGUAGGAACUCAUCCAAGAUCCCACCCCCCCCAAAAAAAAAAAAAAAAUAUACGCUCGUAUGCAUAUAUAUUUCUCAGAAAAUACAGUGCAACAUUUAUUGUAAAGUGCCAGUUUACAAAGACAUUUCAAAAAACAGUUGUAACAACCUGUAUGAUUUGACUUGUGCCAAAUACACUGACAAUGACUGCUGGGGACCUGCCUGAUUAUUAUCAAAUACACUGACAGUGACUGCCAGGGGACCUGAUUGACUAGUGCCAAAUACACCGACAGUGGCUACCAGGGGACCAUGAUUGACUAGUGCCAAAUACACCGACAGUGGCUACCAGGGGACCAUGAUUGACUAGUGCCAAAUAUACAGUGCAACAUUUAUUGUAAAGUGCCAGUUUACAAAGACAUUUCAAAAAACUGUUGUAACAACCUGUAUGAUUUGACUUGUGCCAAAUACACUGACAGUGACUGCUUGGGGACCUGCCUGAAUAUUGUCAAAUACACUGGCAGUGACUGCCAGAUGACCUGAUUGAUAAGUCCCUCUUUAACACAUGAAACAAGUCUUCAAGGAGCUUUUAAUUAGUGGUGCACAAUCAGGGAUUUCAUUGCCAACCUAACACUGGUAACCUGUAGUUAUUACCUGUACACCAUGGAGGUUCAGCAUCCCACACUCCCCAAACUACAGUGUUACAUUUACUGUCUAUUCAAAUAUACCCUCCAGCAGGUCAUGAAUGAAAGUGAGUGCUCCCUUGUAUGAGACACCUAAUCUCACAGUGAGGCAGCACUCACUCAUAUGCAGAAACUCCACAAGUAGAGAAACUUCACUCACUCCCCCCAAGUUUCCCCAUUAACCCCUCCUCUCCCAUACCUCACUCACUGUCCUGUCUGUCACUCACACUCAGCCCCCACUACACUGCCUUGACACACUUUGGAGUGUCUAUGUGUCUCACCGACCUCGCAGCCCCUUCCCUUCACUCACACUUACCUCCCUGGUCUCAUUCCCCAGCUUCUACCGCUAGCUCUCUCCGUAGCCGGGCAGCGCGCUAUGUGAUGUCAUCAACAUCAAGAAGCAGAGAGCAGCUUGUGAGUGACCGCUCCUCAGACAUCAGUGGAAUGUUCAGCAUGCAGGGAUACACUAUCUGUAGCUUCAAACACACACAAGCUAGGUGCUGAUACUGCCAUACCAUAAAUAAUGAUGAUUAGGACCAUUACUGCAGGACUCGAGCCCUGUUUUUAAUGCUAAAUGCAGCAACCCAUCCCCUCUGUGCGGCUUGAGGAAGCAUUAGCCUGAAAAGCAAUGGGCAGCUGUGAUUGGCUGAGAGUGUCAGCUGAGUGCUUUCAGGCUAUCAAAGCACUCAUUGCUUGAAUGAUUUGAUAUGGCUAGAAGGAAGUGUGUAAUCUCUGCCAUAACCAGAACUCCAGUGUGGGCAGGCCUGUAGGAAGCCGUGGAUUCUCAUUCAGUGUUAAAUUGCUCGAAAAUGGUUUAACAUUGAAUGGAGGGACAGUGCCACGGGACUCAUGGCACUAUAACCAAUUCUAUAAGAGGAAAUGCUUAUAGUGCCUACAGUGUCCCUAUAAAAUGUGGAUUCAAGAUUAACAUCUAUUUGUCUUAGUAACAUACACUCAUGUGGCAAAAGGAAAGACUUCCUGCACUCCACGUCCCAUGUACAGAGUGUUACAUAUAGGUUCCCAAGUUGGGGUGUUAUAUAACGACCCCAUGGAUACAACCAAAGUCUGUUGCAUAGAAAUCUGCAUUCUUCUAUUCCAAAGUGUGAAUAUAUGAUACCUAAAUGUGUUUUCCGGCAGGUCUCCACGUUCGAUCUCCAACUAGUAGCCUUGUUGGAAUUUAUAAUGGAGAUGAUUUUGUUUUCCAAGAGAGCAACUGGUUCCUGAUCAAUAUUAUCAAAAUGCUGUGGUAUUAUGGAUUGAAUUUCAUACGAAUGUACAUGUGGGUGGAGGAUAUGCUCGAUAAAUUUAUGAGGUUUGUAUAUAUUUUUUCUUUUGUUCACGGUUUGUUGGGAAUGCGAGUUUUAAUUGGAAAUAAGCUGAUUACUUUGUGCAAAGCAGAAUGCAAUUUAUUUAUUUAUGGUUAGUUGUAGUAUUUCACUGAUACUCUCUGGUAUUACAAUGGGGAUAUCCAUCACAAGCAGCUUAUUGGAGACAAUAGGAAAGAGAUCAGAAGCAUUUGAUUAAGAAAAAAAAUCUGUCAUCUUUUAUAAAAUGUUAAACUGCCCUAAAUUUGCAACCACAUAAAAUAAAUAAUUGCACAUUGUACUUUUCAUGCAAUGCCAAGGAGUAAAGGAACAGACAGGGCAAUAUAACAACUUCAGAAUUGUAUUCCUCUGUCAAGUAAGCUAGAUUUAUAAAUACUGCAUGUUUAUAUACUUUAAUUGGAGCUAUUAUAUUAGGCAAACUGCAAUAAAGAUAGAGGAAAUAUGACUCUAACAUUCUUUGUAAAACUGCAGUGUCCUAUUUUACCUGCUUCAGUUACUAGUGGCCGUCACACAGCCAUCCAUUCUCAAGCAGUGGGGGAUCACAUACCGUGCCAUUGACACAUCCGCUUCAAUGUGCACAGCGAUUUUACACUGUUAUUACCUGUGUACUUCACUGUGUUGGUAAUAAUUAUUAUUUUUUUUGUAGGAUUUACAGAUAUCAGACCUUUGAGUACUCAUUUUCCAGCACUGAGUCCUUACUUCAUGCCUUGGGGGGCAAUGACUUCAUUACAAAAUUAAACGUGACUGUUGAUGAGAACAUGCAAAAAGCUGGCUUCUCUCAAAAAUUUAUUGAUGAAAUAGUCGGUCCGGCAAUGAGAGUAAACUAUGGUCAAGGAGUCAAGGUCAAUGGCUUUGUUGGUGAGGACUAUGUUAAAGUUGCAAAUGUUCAUAUAUAUGUAUAAUGGGAAUUAUCACUGUGGGGAUUGGCUAAUAAUCUGCCAAACAAAGAGAUCCAAAAUGAUUACUAAAUGUUAUUUUUUUCAAUAAACUCCACAAUUUGAAUUUUAAAUUGGAUUUACAUUUUAGUUAGUACACCAUCCAAAUUUAAUAUCAGGGAGAGAGUAUAUAAAUACAUAAUUUGUAGAUCUGCAUUAAUUAUGUAAUGUUUCUAAAACAAUGUACCAAAACAUUUUAUUGUAACCUUGUAACCAUUAUAAAACAAUAAAUUAGAAUGGUGCAAAUAUAUAAAAACGAACUGUUAACACCUUAAGAGAACUCUAAGCAACAAUAUAUAUGCAGCAACCCACAAGGAAACCUGAUAAAAUAUCCCAAAGAACGUAAAAAUACAAGGAUGUGGGUGUGCAAGAGAUACUUAAAGUGUCAGUUCAAGCAGAAUUAUAUAUACAAUAUAAAACUGUCCCAGAGGUACAUAUGUUGUAUAGAAUAUGUGAGGAAAUAAUUAAAACACACUGUUUAAAAACCAUAAAUUCGUAUAUGGUGCCAAAUAGAUGGUAUACUUGCACUCUUUAGGAGAUAAGUCCCAAUGAUCUAAAAUACAUAAACAAUAAACAAAACUAGUGCAAUAUAGCCAAAUAAUGAUAUAUCAAAAUAGGUGCUCUUAGGAAUUGCACUCAAAAUAUUUCUGUUUUUGUUUUGCUAUUAAUGUGUCUGUUACAUGUUUAGGGUCCGUGUCUCUGGCUGGUACUGAUUCUGGUCUCUGGGCAAUCGAAGGUGGAAACAAGCUUGUAUGUUCUGGUCUCAUUUAUGCCUCAAAGGCCCAACUAAUUAAGGGCAUAGUUACCUCAGUGGAAGAGAAAAUCCGUCCCAUGAAAUCUGGUAAGCAAAACCCAACCAAAAAGGACUUGACUCUGUACAUCAGUAAAAGUUUAAAUACAUUUAUGGACUGCUCAAUUUCCAAUACUUAAAUUUCUAUGGAAGCCCAAUGUUCAUUGAUGUAGGUUCCUGCAAAUUAAUAUAUCAACAAGCCAUGGGUAGGUAACCUUCGGCUUCCAGAUUUUGUGGACUACAUCUCUUACACUCUUACGACCAAAAUUCUGUCAAGAAAUCAGGGGAGAUGUAUUCCACAACAUCUUGAGUGCCGAAGGUUGUCUACUUCAGACCUAAGCACACCAAAUGGAAAUUAAGUACCUUAAUUCACAAACUUGUAUUUAAGAAAAACAGCAAUAGUGCAUCACUGCAUAUACAGGGUUAUUAAUUCAAUUUAGAAUUCUCUGGCAUUCAAAGUGAAUUUCAAAUGUAAGGCCAAAGUAGCUGAACUGAAAGAAUAGCUUACUCAGAGAUUUUUUUCCAAUUCAAUUAUUUUUGCCUUUAAUUUGAAAUUUACUUUGAAUUCUCACUUUAGUGAAUACACCUUACAGAGUAAACAAGCAGUAAUGUAUCAACGCAAUAAUAUUAGGUGUUCAAUGUUACCUUAAAAGUAAGCAUUCUAAAAUCAAGGUCUUUUUCAAGAGUUAUCUUACCAAGACCUUUCGGUAGAAACGUUGGAGUUCCUUGAUGUCUUUUUGAUCACUUGAUUUGCUCUUAUAUGUUGUGACACAUUACUUCUUAUGUACUCUACACGUAGUGAUGUAUUAUUGCUGUUUUUCUAUUAUAUAUUUAUAUGGCUUGUUAAAUAUAGGUUUGUAAAUGAAGUAUGUAAUUUCUAUUUGGUGUACUUGAAUAAUCCAUUUUGAUGUAGUUUUCAUUGGAGGGUUGGGUGAUCUUUAGCUGAAGGCAUCCAUGACCUUUUAUAUACCUUUCUUUGUGUAAUUAGAAAUGUGUAUACUACCUACAUACUGAUGUAUAAUCUGAAAUAACAAGCUGGUUAGAUUACAAAAUAACCAAUAAUAAGCUUUCUUGUUUAUUUUCUGGCAUGAGACUUCGAUUUAAUAAAAAAUAGUUAAACAGCCUGCAUAUGUUUAUUUAGGAAGAACAUGCUGACAUUGUUGGCAGUUGUUAAUCACAUCUUUUACAUUCAGUCAAUACAGCAACCUGGGUAAACAAACAGUCUAUAUCCUUUAGUGCAUGUCUGGCUCCUAUUGCAGCAUGCACAUAUUUCCUGCAAAGUGUUCAGAGCUUUCUAAUGACCCAGGGUAUCUAAAAGGGACACCGUAGGCUCUGUAACUGCUUUAUAUUAAAGGGACAUUAUAUUCCCCAUAACCACUACAGUUUUAUGUAUGGUGUCUAUAACCUGUCCCUGCAGGCUGAGCACUGUAAAUACUGACUCUUUGGAGAAACAGCAGUGUUUUCAUUGCUGCUUAGGAACACCUGUAAUGGCAGUCACUCAGCCACUAGAGGUGCUUCCUAGUCCAGUGCUGCACUGUGUGCAGAGUCUCCAUACUCUGCUCUGCAUGGAGAUUCUGAAUGUUCCCCAUCGAGAUGUAGAUUGGCGCAGCGUGGUAUUUUGCCAUGCAUGCGCAAUAGCCUCUUAAUUCCUUCAUUGGAUUGGCUGAGAUAAUUAAGAUUGAUGAUCUUAGCAAUGGAGGCGGGACCUGCCGCAGCAAGACCGGCAUUGCAUGGGCAAAAGGUAAAUAAACUCUCCUUUGACCACUCGCCCGGUCACCUAAAUACUUAAACACUAUAGUGUUUGUAUUCUUGAAACUUUACUGCUCCUUUCAGUAUUUAUAGUUUCUGGUGUUCCCUGGCACUGCCUUUCCAUGCUGAUGAUUUGGUAUGCCUAGAAGGAAGAGUGGAAUCAUCUGUGUUAUCCAUAUCUCCAGUAGGAGUCAAUGUGUGAGUGGCCAGGGAACCUUAUUUACUGUUAAACUGCUAAAAUAAAUAAAUGGUUUAACGCUGAAUGGAGGGAUGGUGCCAGAGGACUACAGGCACUUUAAUAUUUAAUCGAGAUGAAAUGGUUUUAGUGCCUAUAGUGUCUCUUUAAUAUCCUACAUGAAACAUAAUUGCGUAGUCCAUGAAAACACUAGGGAUAUUUUUUGACAAGUCAAGACUGUUACAUAGAUGUCAGAAACACAUCCACUUAUCUCUAAUUUUAUUUAUAUAUAUAUAUAUAUAUAUAUAAUUUGCUGCCAUUUAUUUAAUUCCCUUUGCUUUUUUGCAGGAGGUACAGUGAAACUAUAUGAAUUAAGCUAUGAGACCAGCGCUGGUCCUCAGCUGGGCAUUUAUGACAUUGUAAUUAUUGCAACGCCACUGAAUAGGGGUUUGUCUGAAAUUACAUUUCUGGGUUUCAAUCCUCCGAUAGAGACCUUCUCUAAGCACUACCAGCAGACUGUGGCAACCUUUGUUCAUGGACGGAUAAAUACUUCUUUUUUUGGGUGUGCAAAGCCUUGUGAACUUUCUGAAGUAUUAACAACCAGCAACCCUAAACUGUUUUUUAGCAGCAUUGGUGCUGUGGCUCCAGUCAAAGAAACGGAAUCCCCUUAUCUUGGUGGUCUUAAAAUCUGGAAGGUCUUCUCUCCUCAGCCACUAACAAAAGAUCAGUUGAAUCUUCUCUUUGAAUCUCACCAUGCAGUGAAGGUGAAGACAUGGCUGGCUUAUCCUCACUACAACCCUCCAGAAAAAAUGCCACCCAUUAUUCUUCAUGAUAGAAUCUACUACCUCAAUAGCAUAGAAUGGGCAGCCAGUGCCAUGGAGAUGAGUGCAAUCUCUGCCAAGAAUAUUGCACUUCUCUCCCAUCAUAGAUGGUAUGGUAAGAAUGAACAGAUUGACCAAGAAGACCUAACUGAACGCCUUAAGUCUGAAUUGUGAUUGACAGAAGCUAGUUGUGAUCUAUGUGAGCGAAUACCAUGGACUUUUUUUUUUGCUGCACUAAUAUUCCCAACUUGACUUGCUUGAGUAUUUGCUUCUCUGGGGAAAACUUUUGGUAAUCUCAAUUUAGUAUGCUUUAACAUGAUAAUGUUAAAUUGACCAAUUUUCUUUCUAAAACUUCUGUAACUCCAAUUCAACUUUCAUUAGACAUACAUCCCUUGUUUAAACACAAGGUUUUUUGUUCCAGCAAAUCACUGGUUCACCAGGCAGUGCCUUAUUUUAUUUGUGGACAGAGUUGUAGUGUACAUCCGUAUAGUACUUUCCAUCAGUCUCUGCUUCACUACUACAAAGAAAUGGGAAGAUUCGGGGAGCAAUAUUGCUAGGAAUGCUUGUAUACCUCUUGCAGAGUAAUAGGCUUUGUCUGUUAUUUUAUAUUCUUGGUUGUCACAUUAAGUUUGUUACUGAACAUGAUGAUGCUUGCGAAUAUGUGCAAAUUUAGAGGUUUCUUUUUAAAUUGUGAUAAUUCAACAGUUGAGUUGCACAGUUUGGUUCAAGCUAGCCAUGUUGGAAAAUCACCACUUCCCCAUAAUGGGUAACAAUGAGUCUUUUCAUUUGGAGGAAGAUUCAAUAAAGCUACAGUAUCACUUUGGGUAUCUUAUUACACUUACUGCUGAAAUGUCUCCUAUAAUAAGUGUAUGGGAUACUGGAUAAACAAAACCGCUUUAAUUGUUAUAAUGGCUCCUAAUGCUGUUUUAGCAGCAUUUAUCAAUGUUUGAAGGACUCUUUCUAUAUCGUUUUUGUUAUUGUAGUAACCCUGUUCAUUUUGAAAUUAAGGGUAUAUCCACUAAGGACUUACCUUUAUUUUGUGGCAAAAUCCAAAAUCUAUUAUGUCCUGCUGAAUUACAUGUAAUCCACUGAAAAAAAUUAACUUGAAUAAAAUUUAUGAUGAUUUGUCUAACAUUUUUUGACCAUUCCUCAGGGUUGUAGAACCAUGUAAAGACCCUGAAGUAAAGCGAAUUGUGCCACCAGAGGCACAGAUUUUCCCAUCAUUAGAGCUCCACAUUAAUUUAUUAUUGAAGAAAUCCUUCUUGUAUUUGGUACCUCUAUUAAUUUAAAUUCUUGAUGACGAGCUACAGGAUAAUUAUGUCCAAAAUUGGUACAAAUAACAGAUCAAUAGUAGUUUCUUGGUAAUGUGAUUAAAUAUGCAUUUAAGAAAGAGAAGUCGUAAGGUCUGUAUAUUUUGAAUGUUUUGGUGGGUAAAUAUUAAAUGGAUUAUUUUCCAUUACAAACACAAUAUGAGUUUUUCUUAAAAUAAAAUCUGAUAUCCUUUUUCAGUAUUUGUCAUAUUGCCCUUAAUACGUUUAUCUGUGUUGAAGAAAAUAUUGUUUAAACUGUUAUGUUCUUCCACACAGACACACUAAGCCCGCACCUCCCACACCUCACCCUUCUGUCAGUCCCUACAUUGGCUUCCUGUAAGAUAUAGGGCUCAAUUUAAAAUUAUGGUUCUUGCUUUCAAAUCUCUACAUAAUGCUGCUCCCAGCUAUCUAUCCUCACUAAUGCACAUGUACAGGUGAUACUCGAAAAAUAUUGUGCAAAAUUUCAUUUAUUUCAGUAAUGCAACGUAAAAGGGCAAACUAAUACAUGAGAUAGACGCAUUACAUGCAAAGCAAGAUCGUUCAAGCCGUGAUUUGUCAUAAGUGCGAUGAUUAUGGCUUACAGCUCAUGAAAACCCCAAAUCCACAAUCUCCGUAAAUUAGAAUAUUGUGAAAAGGUGCAAUAUUCUACGCUCACAGUGUCUCUAAUCAGCUAAGUAAGCCAUAACACCUGCAAAAGGUUUCUGAGCCUUUAAAUGGUCUCUCAGUCUGGUUCAGUAGGAAUCACAAUAAUGGGGAAGACUGCUGACCUGACAGUUGUGCAGAAAACCAUCAUUGACACCCUCCAUAAGGAGGGAAAGCCUCAAAAGGUAAUUGCAAAAGAAGUUGGAUGUUCCCAAAGUGCUGUAUCAAAGCACAUUAAUAGAAAGUUAUGUGGAAGGGAAAAGUGUGGAAGAAAAAGGUGCACAAGCAGCAGGGAUGACCGCAGCCUGGAGAGGAUUGUCAGGAAAAUGCCAUUCAAAAGUGUUGGGGACUUUCACAAGGAGUGGACUGAGGCUGGAGUCAGUGCAUCAAGAGCCACCACACACAGACAGAUCCUGGACAUGGGCUUCAGAUGUCGUAUUCCUCUUGUCAAGCCGCUCCUGAACAACAAACAACAUCAGAAGCGUCUUACCUGGGCUAUAGAAAAACAGACCUGAUCUGUUGCUCAGUGGUCCAAAGUCCUCUUUUCUGAUGAGAGCAACUUUUGCAUCUUAUUUGGAAACCAAGGACCCAGAGUCUGGAGGAAGAAUGGAAAGGCACACACUGCAAGAUGUGAAGUUUCCACAGUCUGUGUUGAUUUGGGUUGCCAUGUCAUCUGCUGUUGUUGGUCCACUGUGCUUCAUUAAGUCCAUGAUCAACGCAGCCGUCUACCAGGAGAUUUUGGAGCACUUCAUGCUUCCUUCAGCAGACGAGCUUUAUGGGGAUGCUGACUUCAUUUUCCAGCAGGACUUGGCACCUGCCCACACUGCCAAAAGCACCAAAACCUGGUUUUCAUGAGCUGUAAGCCAUAAUCAUUGCAGUUAUGACAUAUAGCACAGCUUUAACUAUCUUGCUUUGCAUGUAAUACGUUUAUAUCAUAUAUUAGUUUCCCCUUUUAUGUUGCAUUACUGAAAUAAAUGAACUUUUGCGCGAUAUUUACAUUUUCCGAGUAUCACCUGUAUGUCCCGUCUAGGCCCUUACGAUCUGCUUAUGUCUAUCUUCUGUCCGUACUCCCACCUGUGGUGCUCACCUUUAAGACUUCUCGAGGGCUGCACCGUUCCUGUGGGACUCACUUCCCUCCUCCGUUAGAUACUCGCCUAGUCUCCACACCUUCAAAAAAUCAUUAAAAACCCAAUUCUUCAUAAAAGCGUAUCAAUUAAACUGAUUCCCGACUGAUUCCUCUUUUGCAAUUGCCAUUAGUCUAAUACUAUCCUUACCUUUUGUGUCACUUUACCCCACUCCCUCUAGUAUGUAAGCUCAUUGAGCAGGGCCCUCAACCCCUCUGUUCCGGUGUGUCCAACUUGUCUGGUUAUAACUACAUGUCUGUUCAUCCACCCACUGUAAAGCGCUGUGGAAUUUUUUGGCGCUAUAUAAAUAAGAACAUCAUCAUAAUAAAAGUAGGAGCUGUCUGUAAUUGUAAUGUAAUUGAUAAGAGCUGUAGUUAGCAACAUACAUGCAAAGUUAUUCACUUAAAGGGACACUAUAGUCACCUGAACAAUUUUAGCUUAAUGAAGCAGUUUUGGUGUAUAGAACAUGCCCCUGCAGCCUCACUGCUCAAUCCUCUGCCAUUUAGGUGUUAAAUCCCUUUGUUUAUGAACCCUAGUCACACCUCCCUGCAUGUGACUUGCACAGCCUUCCAUAAACCCUUCAUGUAAAGAGAGCCCUAUUUAGGCUUUCUUUAUUGCAAGUUCUGUUUAAUUAAGGUUUUCUUAUCCCCUGCUAUGUUAAUAGCUUGCUAGACCCUGCAAGAGCCUCCUGUAUGUGAUUAAAGUUCAAUUUAGAGAUUGAGAUACAAUUAUUUAAGGUAAAUUACAUCUGUUUGAAAGUGAAACCAGUUUUUUUUUUCAUGCAGGCUCUGUCAAUCAUAGCCAGGGGAGGUGUGGCUAGGGCUGCAUAAACAUAAACAAAGUGAUUUAACUCCUAAAUGACAGUGAAUUGAGCAGUGAAAUUGCAGGGGAAUGAUCUAUACACUAAAACUGCUUUAUUUAGCUAAAGUAAUUUAGGUGACUAUAAUGUUCCUUUAAUUUAAACUUGUCAGGAAUUCAAAGUGAGUUUUAAUUCUUUUUUUUAAACAUUCUUUAUUUAUUGUUUUCCGGUGUGGAAAAAGAAAACAUUAGGGUACAGAAAUGAAAGAGGGAGGGGGUGAAACAGCCACAAUGAUACAGGAGCACAAUAUUUUACUUGUCUUUGCGCCUUAGGGUGUUGCGAACAAGUAGUUGUGUCUUGGUGCGGUCCGUUGGUUAGGCGUUUAUCGUGCAAUAGUGCGGGGUUCAGGGAUUUCUGUUUUGGACUUAUUCCCUUUGCCCAAUUCGUUUGGACCAGUCUGUAUUGGUGGCCGUAUGAGAUUUGCGGCUCGUCUCGUUAACAGUUUUGUGGUAGGGUGGGAUGCCCCCUAUUGACUAUUUUUAUCGUCCUCGUUGCGUACUAAUGGGCGCCCCUGCGUCUGGGUAGUCAGUUGGGGGGGGGGUGGAGAACCUAUGUACAAGGGUGAGAGUACCAUGGUGGGACACUAUUUCGGGAGCCCAGUAGACAUCCAAUGGUUCGGGUUGGGGUAAUAUUUGUACUGUGAGUUUCCGUGCGUUGGUAUUUUGAUCGCUAUGUUGGAGUAGCGGGCCUGGUGGGUGAGGUGGAGGCUGUCCGUGUGCCCUUAUUGUAGGUGGGGAUCGGAUAGCCAGGGGUCCCAGAUUCUGUGGAAGUGUUUACAGGUCUCAUGAAUUAUGGCUGAUAGCCUAUCCAUGUGUAUUGCUUCCUUGGUUUUGCGUAUGAUCGUUUGCAGUGUGGGGGUGUUUGGCGAACCCCAUACUUCGGCUAUUGCCCGUCUAGUCGCUAAGGCUAUCCAGUUUGUCAUUUUGUUUUGGGCUCUGGUCAGGUCCUCUCGUGGUCUGGAGAGGAGCCAGGUCCAGGGGUCUAAUGGUAUGGUGGUCUGGAGGAGUGUUGAGACUAGGGUAGCUACUUCCGCCCACAAUGGGACCAGUUUAGGGCAAUGCCACCAUGUGUGUAUGUAUGUGCCUCUCUGCCCGCAGUUUUUCCAGCAUAGGUCCGCGUCUGCUUUGCCCAUAUGGUACAAACAUACCGGGGUUAGGUACCAUCGGAGCAGUGUUUUAUACGCUUGCUCCUUAUGGUUAACGCAUAUGGAUAUUGAGGCCGUUGCCUCCCAGAUAUCUUGCCAGUCCGUGGGGUCGUCCGGUGGCCCUAAGUCCCUCUCCCAAGCCGCCACAUAUGCCGAGGCCCCCUUGGGUUGGUUGGUGAUAAGAAGUGUGUAGUUUUCCGUGAUUUGACCUUUGUGGAGUGGGUUAUGUAGGCAUGACCUCAUAAACCGUGUGAGCGUGGUGGUGGCUGCUUUGGCAUUGUCGGGUUGCUCUAAGAAGCUUCGUAGUUGUAUGUAGCGAAAGAAAUCGUGAGUGGUAUAUGUUGCCUGCGUGUUGGGAAGGUCGUUGUAUGGGGUAAUUUGCGUUCCCGUGUAGAAGUGGUGCAGUCUAGACAGGUCGUUUUGCUCGUAGUGUGCAAAGUCUUUGGGUGUUAACCCUGGGGGGAAUGCUCUAUUGCGUAGUAUUGGCGUCAAUGGUGUCGGGUUGUUUAUGAUGGGGAAUUUCCGGGACGUUUUAUCCCACAAGUCUAUUGAGUUGUGAUUGCUGGGGGCAGUGGUGGUGGUAGGGGGCGUGAUUUCUUUGGUACCCAUAUGUAGAGGGAUGGGUGGUCGCGUCCAAAUAGGUCAUGUUCCAGGUCCGCCCAUCGUUUGAUCCCCUGCGGGGUGUGCCAGUGUUGGAUCUGUGUGAGUUGUGCGGCGUAAUAGUAGUUUUGGAGAUGGGGUAGUCCCAGUCCUCCCAUCCUAUUGGGGAUGUACAUGGUGCUCCUUUUUAUUCUGGGUCUUUUAUUUGCCCAGAUAAAGUUGUCUAUUAGUUUUUGGACAUAUUUUGCGUCUGUUGUGGGGAGUGGGAUGGGGAGGGUUUGGAAUAGGUAAAGGAAGCGGGGUAAGAGGUUCAUCUUUACUGAUGCAAUGCGGCCUAACCAUGAAAGUGAUAGGUUUUGCCAUCUUUUGAGAUCGUCCGUUGCUUUCUGUAUCAUUGGAGUAUAGUUCAGGGCGUACGUGCGGUGUAGUGCUGCUGGUAGCUGUAUACCUAGGUAUGGGAUGUGGGAUGUGUUGUAGCGAAACCUGUAUGUUUCCAGUAGUGUCUCCAUCGUGUUUUGGUCGAUAUUUAUGCUAAGUGCCUCUGUCUUGUCCAGGUUUAGUUUAUAUCCUGAGGCUGCUGAGUAUUCUUUCACCAGUUUCAGGAGUGGUGGGAGGGCGGUGAGGGGUUCAGUUAGCGUUAGGAGCAGGUCAUCGGCGUACGCCGCCACCUUGUAAGCUUGGGAGCGUACUGUAAUGCCCGUGAUGGUAGCGGUGGUGCGUAUGAGGUGUAAAAGUGGUUCCAAUGAUAGGGCAAAAAGGAUCGGUGACAGUGGGCAGCCCUGCCUCGUUCCGUUAUGUAUAGGGAAGUGGGGGGGUUGCGCAUUUGGGAUGAGUAAUUUUGCUUUUGGGACUGAGUAGAUCGUUUUGAGGGCUGUCAUGAAUGGUGUUGGGAAUUGGAGUUUCUCUAAGGUGGCGAAGAGGAAGGGCCAUAGUAGUCUAUCAAAUGCCUUCUCGGCGUCAAGGGAUAGUAGGAGGGUGGGGAUGUGACGGUGAUUGGCUACCCAUAUGAGGUCUAAAGUCCGUCUGGUGUUGUCGCUCGCUUGUCUUGUGGGGACAAAUCCGACCUGGUCGGGGUGGAUUGUCGAUGGAAUGUAGGGGAGCAGUCUGUUGGCAAGGAUUUUGGUGAAGAUUUUGAUGUCUACGUUUAGUAGGGAAAUGGGUCUGUAGUGACCUGGUUCUGUAUGCGGUUUGCCAGGUUUGGGUAGUAGGCAAAUGUUUGCCUCCAGCAUGUCCUCGGGCAGCUGAUCUCCAGUCAUGAGCGAGUUAUAUAGCUUUGUCAUGUGGGUUAGCAGGUUGUCUGUGAAUGUUUUGUAGUAGAUGCCCGAGUAUCCGUCCGGGCCUGGGCUUUUGUUGGGUUUUCGUGGUGCCUAUGACUCUCCUCACCUCCUCCUCUGUAAUUUCUGUAGAGAGGUGUGCUUGAGCCUCCGUCGUGAGUGUCGGAAUGUGGGCCUUUGCUAGGAGGGUUUGUAUGUUAUCGUGUAGGGGGCCGUCAUCUUGGCGGUGUUGAGGGGAGUGGUCGUAUAGGUCAGUGAAAUACUUCUGGAAGGUCUCGGCUAUUUUAUUGGGUAUGUCGGUUGGUUGGCCUGUGGGGGUAUGGAUGGUGGUGAUUUGCUUGGCUUGCUGGCGUUUGCGUAGCCUUCGGGCCAGUAGUGUGUCUGCUUUGUUUGAUUUUUCGUAGAACAUUUGUUUUGUCCAUUGUAAAGCUUUAGUUGCGUCUUUCGCCAUGGCCUGUUUAAGGGCCUGGCGCUGGUGGUGCAGUUGUGUUGUGAGAUCUUGUGUGGGGGUUAGUUUGUGUUGUGCUUCGAGUUGUCUGAUCUGGUCCAGUAGGGAUGUUAUGUGGGCUAUGUGUUUGUUUUUUUCCGCCGUGGCUAUGCUGAUCAGGGAUCCCCUGAGCACUGUUUUGUGUGCUGCCCAAAGUACCGCGUGUGAUUGCACCGAGUCUUUAUUGGUGUCGAAGUAUUGGGUGAGUUCUGUCUUCAGUUGGGCAACUAUGUGGGGGUCAUGGAGUAGUAUAGGGUUGAGCCUCCAGGUCCAGGGUCGUGAGAUUUGUGGUGGUUGGAGUUGUAGUGUGAUGUCUGCGUGGUCAGACCAGGUAAUGUUGCCUAUUGCAGACUUUGUGACGUGGGGGAUUAGGGAUGGUGAGAUGAGAAAGAGGUCAAUGCGGGAGUAGGUGUGAUGGGGGUGCGAGUAGAACGUGUAGUCACGGUCUGUUGGGUGUUGAGAUCUCCAUAUGUCUAUGAGGCCCGUUUGGGUUAUGAAGUCGGCCAACAUUUUGUCCGCUCUGGAGGGAUGGGUGGGUUGCUGGGUGUGGGGGGAGUAGCGUUGUCUGUCUAUGGAUGGGGAGAUUGUAGCGUUGAAGUCCCCCCCUAUUAUUCUUUGGUAGUUAGGAUGUUGGCUAAGGUGAGCUUGUAUUAUCUGCCAAAAUUGUGGGUCUGGAGUCGUCGGUGCAUAUAUGGAGGUCAGAGCUAUUUUUGUGGGUCCAAUAGUGCCAAGUGCUGUUAUAUAUCGUCCUUGUGGGUCUUUUUGGACGUCUUUAAGGUGUAUAGGGCAAUUUUUUUUCAGUAAAAUUGCCACCCCAUUAUGUUUGCCUGUAUGUGAGUUGGCGAGGUGACAGGUUUGGUAGUGACGGCUUAGGAGAGGGAACGGGCGUGUAUGAGCGUAGUGUGUCUCCUGGAGGAAGACCACGUCUGCCCCCGACCUGUUGGCCCAGCGCAUAACCCGGUGGCGUUUCGAGGGGUGGUUGAGCCCCUUGCAGUUAAUGGAUAUGCAUGUUACCUUAGCUAGCAUUGUGGUGUGAGGGGUACUGCGGUGUCGAUCGUGCCUUGGUCCUGCUCCCUGUGUUGUGGGUGGAGGUUUGGGGAUGUUGCGUCGGGUUUCUUUCCGUUUUGGAUGUGGUUCUAAGGUCCCGUGUCCCGCCAUGGUACUCUUCGGGGGUAAACUGUGGGUACAAAGAAAAAUAACUGUGAACAUAUAUACAACUUCCUGGACUUAUGGUCUGUGCCAGGUUCAAGUUUAGUGGUGUGUUGGGAAUGUCCCUUAGGUGGGACUCCAGUGCCCAGGUGUUAACGUGGGGCAUGGUGGGGGUAAGUCCUGAGGUGCGUCCCGGUCCAGGUGUGUGCGGAUUUCCACUGGGCAGUCGUGGGUUGGGAGUGGGGGGUGGUGUCUUUGGGUCUGUUAGUUACAGAUCUGUCUGGGGGGGUUGGUGGCUCCCGUGGGUUAGGGGGCCCUUCUGGGGGAGGGGUGUCAGCAUGGUCCCUUGGGCUGGGGUUCCUGGUGUCGAGGUCGGGGUUAGGGCGGUCCCGGCUUUCCUGGGUCUCUGGUGUUCGGUUAUGGGGCGUUCUCCCCCCCGUCUCCCCCAGGUUGUUCCAGUGGGGUGGCGUGUAGCCUAUUGUCUGGGGGUCAGGUGGUUCAGUGUGGGUUUUCCCUAUCGUCCCAGCCCGUUCCCACUUACUUCCUCCCCCCUCCCAACUCCCCCUAGUUUUACCCGCUGAAGUGGUGUGGCGUUCCCCCUGCUCCCCUACCCCCCGCUGUCUGGUCCCCUUGGUGCUAGGUGUGGUGCCUCUUUUCUAGUUUGAGCCGUGCACAUUUGCAGGGCUCGCUAGCUGUUCACAUGUAUACAAGUAGACAAAUAAACAAUCGUGGCACGUAUGACCAGCGUCUCUACAUUUAAAGUACGUAAAGGAUAUUUGAUGGGUCGUUGGAUAGGUGCAGUCUCUGUGUUACGGCUUGCUCUUUAUUGAAGCCGUCGUUUCGGUGCGUCUUGUCUGGGUUCAGGGUCGGUGCGAUGGAGUCAGGUCAUCUUCGGUCCGGUGCUUGGCGUAGCUUUUGGGCUGUUCCCGGCGUGGUGGUAUCUUUGCGGCGAUGGUUUUUCCCACAGUGGUUGUAGUGCUGGGGGUCGUCUCCGUGCAGUGGUGGUAGUGGUGUCAGAUCUUGCCGCUGGUAGGCGCAGGCCCAGUUUGGAGGCAAAAGCUUGCUGUUUGGAGGGGUCUGUGAGGAUGUGGGUCGUGUUGUCUCUGCGGACAAGGAGUUUGAAGGGGUGCCCCCACCUGUAGGCUAAACCUGCUUGGGUUAGUGCCGUUGUGAGCGGUUUCAGCUCUCGACGUUUGGCUAGCGUGGUGGGUGCUAGGUCUUGGUAGAAUGCCAGCGUGGCGGUGUCCAGUUUUGGCGGGCUUUUUCUGGUCGCCGCCAUAAGUGCUUCCUUGACGGAGUAGUAGUGAAGCCUCACUAUCACAUCUCUGGGGGCUGUGUGGUCUUGGCUAGGGGGCUUCAGGGCUCUGUGGGCUCUGUCCAUGGAUAGCUCUUGUGGGGUUUUGUCAGGUAAGAGGGUCAGAAAUACCUCUUGCAGUGUGGAGUGGAGUAACUCUCCAGUGAUGGUUUCUGGGAGGCCUCUGAUCCUGAUGUUGUUUCGUCUGGAUCUAUUGCUGAGGUCUUCCAGUCCGUUUUCCAGUGUUUCUAUGCGUGAUUGCAGAGUUGAAAUGGUGUCUGCCUGGGCGGUCACUGUGUCCAUAAUGUCGUCCACUCUGUGCUCCACUUGCCCUGUCCGCUCCCCCAGAUCAGUGAUUUCUGCCCUCAGGCUCUGGAGCUGCUUCUCCAAUUCUGCUGCCAUGUGAUUUUUUAUAUCGGCUGCUGCCUCUUUAAGCAGCCGCUGGAGGUCGGCUUUCGUCAGCGGUGCUGAGGGCUCGCUGUGCUCCGAGUCAGAGUUUUCAGCGCCACGUGGGGAAGAUGGCGCCGGGUCCCCCUGCACUCUGAAGUGCGAGGCGACCGACGGCUGCGUGUCCCGUUUUUUCCGGCUGCCGCCCAUUGCUGUGGGGUACCCGGUGGGUGAGUGGGUUGGUUGGUGGGGAUUGCCGCCCUGCCAGUGCGCUUUGAGUUGCUGUUAUGUGCCUGGGUCUCGGGAGCUAUCGGCUCACGCGGCCAUCUUGGUUCCCGGCCAGCAAAGUGAGUUUUAAUUCUAAAGUAGAAACAUAAGUGUUACCUUCAUGCACUGCAGAUUGUAAAUUUGGUGAUUGUUGAUUUGUUUCUUGGUCACUGCUGGUCACUAAAGUCCCUGAGGAAGUCUUAUAUACGGACGAAACACGUAGGACCACUAGUGGUGACAGUGAGAAUUGUUUUAUACCUUGAUGUAAGUUCUUAAAUACUUUUUAUUCUAUUUUUGAAUGUGCACUACAAUUUUUUUAUAUUUCUCUCUUGAGCACACACCUUUCAACCAAUCCAAGAGAUACUAAUAUAGAUGAAAGAACUGAAUUUAAAAGGGCAUAUAUGCUGAAAAAGAAAACCAUUCUAAAGGCUUUCUAAUUUCAACAAGAGUGUGAGUGGCCACUUGUGAAUUUGACAUUUGGUUUACGUGGUUGGAUGGAACACUAAUAACUGAUUGUCUUGUUUAUAUUCUAAUAUACACCCCAAUUCAAUGUUUUUGUUAUUUAAUUGUUUACCAUGCAUCAAGCAACAACAUAAAUGUAUAAAUUCACAAACCAAAGUUCAAUAACUAACUCAAGUCCACUAUGCUUAGACUGAGAAUGAGUUUAAUCCUGAAACUUUUGCAUGCUUGUGAUUUGUUUUUAUUGUUUAAAGGAGGGUUUCUUGUUUAUCAUGGGAUAAAUGUCAAUCAAAAAUGCAGAAUAUUUAUUUUCAUAAUAAAACCACUGAUUUUCUGAUGAUUGUUCUUCAACUUAAAUAAAAUGCCUUGUUUUGUUUUUUUAUAUUCCGCUGGAAAAUUAGACAUCCAUUACGUACCCUCACAGAAUGAAUAUAUGAGGAUUCUAAACCAGGACAAUUGUGUUUUUUAUGUUAAAUGAGCACAUUCAAGUCAACUUAGAACUGUGUCUGUAUGUCAUUGUUAGGGUUUCAAUAUUUCUACGUGCAAUAUUAUUGGUAACCAGUAUAAUGAGGAGUUGUGAAGCAUCCAUCAUGGAGAUCUGAACAUUGGGCUAAAGGGUGGCUACUUACUUUUGUUUCCACUACUUGUUAGUAUUUCUUUUUUGUUAUUUUCUUUUUUUUUUUUACCGGAGCAUCAUGCUGCAAUUUCCUGCUUCGUCUAUCUUGGUCAUUUUGUAUUUAUUAGUUUCUAUUCUUUUUAUUUUUUUAUUAGUUUGCAUUUGAUUAAUGUCUAGGUUGUUUUUUUUUUUUUUACUUUUCUGUACUAUUAGAUGGUAUUGCCAGCUUUUUUAAGAUUAUUACGAGUUGUAUAGCCACCCUUUAUAUGGCUUAAAGGGACAAAUUAUUAUAAUUUUAUUAUUUAUAUAGCGCCAUUACAUUCCGUAGCGCUGUACAUUGGGUGGACUAACACAUGUAAUUUUAACCAGACAAUUGGAUGUAUAGGAACAGAGAGGUGGAGGGCCCUGCUCAAUGAGCUUACAUUCUAGAGGGAGUGGGGUAUAGUGACACAAAGGGUAAAAGUAGGGGUACAAAGUAAGUUGUUACAAAAAUAUUAAUUGAGGGCUUAGUAAGUAAUUUUUGACAGUUGCAGGAGAGGAGUCAUGGGGGUGGGGGAAAAAAAACCUGCUUACAGUUUAAUUGAUAUGCUUUCUUGAAGAAGUGAGUUUUCAAUUAUUUUUUUGAAUGAGUGGAGCCUGGGUGAAAGUCUUACGGAGAAGGGAAGGGCGUUCCACAGAAGAGGUGCAGCCCUGGAGAAAUCUUGGAGGCGAGCAAUAGAGGUGGGCGUGCGGACAGAGCAUAGACAUAGGUCUUUGGCAGAGCGUAGGGGCCUCGACGGGACAUACUUGUGUAUUAGGGAGGAUAGGUAGGUUGGAGCGGCAUUAUGUAGAGACUUGUAAGCAAGCACCAGAAUUUUAAAUCGAGCCCUGUAUUUAAUUGGAAGCCAGUGCAGGGACUGACAGAGCGGGGAGGCGCAAACGGACUGGAAAAUGAGCCUCGCCGCCGCAUUCAUUAUAGAUUGCAGCGGUGCAAUCUGGGAACAUGUAAGACCACUGAGAAGGGUAUUGCAGAAGUCAAGACGAGAGAGAACAAGAGCAUGGACCAGCACCUUAGCUGCAUCCGGGGUUAAAUAGGGGCGAAUGCGCGCUAUGUUUUUGAGAUAGAAGCGACAGGAUUUGGUGCCAGGUUGGAUAUAAGGGUUGAAGGAGAGGUUGGAGUCAAAAAGAACACCCAGGCAGCGAGCCUGUGAGGUAGAGGUGAUGGUAGCGCCGUUGACUUGGAGGGAGACAGACACAGGAGUAGUAACACUUAAAGGAAGGAAAGACCAGAAAUUCUGUUUUGGACAGGUUGAGUUUAAGGAAGUGAGCAGCCAUCCAUUUGGAAAUUGAAGAGAGGCAGUCAGAGACACUAGUCAAGAUGGGCAGAGAGAGAUCAGGAGAGGACAGGUAGAUUUGCAAAUAGAUGAAUCUCACUAUGAAUGAAGUAAUCAGAUUACGUCCCCCUUUUUGGGAGGCACUAUAACAUAUUGGGCUAAAUUUUAGUCUAGAUGCUUACGUAGAUCAAUAUAUAAUAGGGAAUAAAACAUAAUUAAAUUGAAUAUGUCAGUAAUAGAGCUUUGGAAAUGAAGCCAUGAUAUUUAAAAGAGAAGACAGAUGAUUAAUGUUAAAGGUAAAAUUGGAGAAUAGAGAAAAAAAGAGGAAGAAAAAAAACAAACCAUCACGAGCUAAGGAGCAGGAGUGGGUGCUGUGUGAACACGAUUUGUGAGAGAUAAAGUUAAACCAACGGACUGUCCAUGUAAUUUUAGAUUUUCUUAAAUAGGGACAUGAUCUGUGGCAUUACUUUCUGCAGUAGUGGUCAUGCUGUCCUAUUCAGCCAUCCCGCAAUAAGGAGUCAAAACUGUUUUAAAUGGUAUGACACGGGGGCGGGGCCUGACCUGAAAACUGAACACUGUUGAACAAUGUUCACUGUUAUUCCUGCCUCUAUUUACUAGAUCUAAAAAUGUGCAAAUUUUUGCAAUACACUUUAUCUUGCAUACUAUUCUACUUUAUUGUUAUAAGUGUAUACCGUGACAUUCCUUAUCAUGCACAUCUAAAAUAAAGAAUUUAAAUCGUAUGACACUUACAUGGGUACCCGCAGGGCUGUAUUUACCACAAGGCAAACCAGGCACUAGGGCGGCACUUUCAGGAAGACCGCAAGAAAACACUGCCCCAAACACCCAGGCAAAUGCCUUGUUAGUCUUGUGUCCUGGGUGGCCCAAGAGUUGGCCUCCUUAAGGCCCCCUUGGAGGUGUUAAACUACUAAUAUUCUGGAUGGGCAGCAAGCGAGUCAUGUCCUUAGUUCUUCUUGCCCCCUCUCGCGCCCUUCCGUGAUGCCGGGAGCCGGAAUACGAUGUCACUCCGGCCCCAGCAUCACUAAGCAGUGUGCAAGGGAACUGAGCAAGAAGACCUCAGUUCCCUCGUUGCCUCCAUUGAGCGCCCGCACAGCCAGCAGGAGCCAACAGCCCCAGCAGAGCCAUCAAGGAGCCCACCCAGCAGCAUUCGGGGGACAGGAUCCACACUAAUUGGGAGUGAAUUAGAAUUUUUUUGUGUGUCUGCCAGUGAGUGUGUGUGUGUCUAUGUCUGUGAAUAAGUACGUGUAGCUGUCAGUGUGUGUCUGUGAGUGAAUGUAUGUGUAUCCGAGAGUGUGUGUGACUGUCCGUGAAAGUGUGUGUUGGUUAAACAGUGUGUGUGCCAAUGACUGUGUCAGUGCAUGUAUCAAUGAGGGUGUGUGUCUGUCAGUCAAAAAAUAGCCUUGACACGAAUUGGUGGGACAAAUUCAGAUAAGGGUGGUGCCCAAAUUUAGUCGUGCCUAAGGCAGCACAAAUCCAAAAUACACCACUGGGUAAUUCAUCUCUCUUUUUUGUGAUCACUAAAUCUGAAGAUCCCCUUCUGCAUUUGUAAUAGCAAUGCUCUCCAUGUUUGGACUGUAGUGGUUAUGGUGUGUAGAUUGCAGCUUUUAAUAUUAAAAGGGAACGUUAGAAGUUAUUUCUAUUUUAUUAAAGUGGAGUUGUCACUUCGCUCAAUAAAAUAUUGAGCGAAGAAGCCAGAAGCCGAAAGGUGUUGAAAUUAAUUGGCUGAAAACGUCAGAUGACAGCUCUCAGCCAAUGAUGGUCAUUAUAAAAAUUGCACAGAAUUGACAUUAGCCUGCCUGGAACUCUGGCAGCAUCAUAGGGUUUUCAACCCCUAACCAGAAACUAGAGGUGUAGUUACACUGUUUCAAAGUGAAGUGCUGCACACACAGACUUCAGGCAUCAUAACCAGUUCAAAGCACUGUUUUGGCGCUUAGAGUAUCCGUUUAAUAAAAAUAUAUUUAAAUAUUUCCUUUUUAAGCAGGAGGGGGGCAGGGCUUGAACUGCAUGGCGGCUGGACAUGUUUCUUAUGAGCUCCAAGCCUGACUCUUGUACUAAGCCGAUGUAAUGACUUUUAACGCAUUCUGAUGCUGCAUCAUCGUGGCUAGCCAGAUCCUGAAGCCUAGAGUGAUCUCAAGCACCUCAGCUGUUUGCGCCCUCUGCAACCCCGAUGGUUCAAGUGAGGCCUAGGCAAACAUCAGUCGGGUGAGAAGGCCGAUUAUUGUGCUUCCAACACAGUCAAAAUUUGUAUUUUACAAAGAUUCUAUCUCCAUGAAAGGGGGGUGACAGUAUUGUUUUAACAAUAAAUAAUAAUGAAUAACAUUGGGCAUUAGGGGCAUCACAAAAUGCCUAAAGCCCUCAGGCUAUCCCUAAUUCCCAGUUGCUUCUAGCUAUAAAAGGAGUGUGAGAAGUAAAAUGCAAAAUCACUAACAAUGUUAUUUAUUAAAAUGAGAAUUCAAAGUGAAUUUCAACUGUAAGGCCACUUUAGCUGAACUGGAGCUUUAGCUGACUUGGAGGAAUGUUUCCAGUUCAGCUAUUCUGCCCUUAAAUUUGAAAUGUACUGUAAGUUUACUUUGAAUUCUCACUUAAAGGGAUGCUAUAGUGCCAGGAAAACAAAGCCAUUUUCCUGGCACUAUAGAGGCCCCCUCUUGCAGCGCUGAAGGGGUUAAAAAAAAGUCACUUACCUGAAUCCAGUGCUGAUGUCCCUCGGUGCUGGGUCAGGCUCCGCCCACGCUCCUUAUGUCAUCAGUCAGCGGGGGAGACCUAAUGCUCAUGCGCGGCAAGUGCCGAGCUUGCAUUAGGAUUCCCUAUAGAUAGGAAAGCAUUGUUUCAGUGCUUUUCUAUAGGGAUUUGAUUGACGCUGGAUGUCCUCAGGCACAGAGUGAGAACGUCCAGCGUUAUUUAGCCGACUUUGAUCGCCUAACCAGCCGAAUGUCCCUCUAGUAGUUGUGUGGUAGACAGCCACUAGAGGGGGAGUUAACCCUGAUAGGUAAUUCUUGCAGUUUCUCAGAAACUUAAAUAAUUACCAUUGUAGGGUUAAGGGACAUGGGACAUUGCACCCAGCGUACUUCAAUGAGCGGAAGUGGUCUGGGUGCCUAUAGUGUCCCUUUUAGGGAAUAACCUCAUACAUAAAUAGACCUAUUUAUGCUAAUAGCAGUUGUUAGUAAAUGCCAAAGAGGAAGGUUCCUGAGCACUUUCAUAUAAUUUUAUGGCUCACUAAUUAAUGUAUCUUUGAGACUCUGUCAACCCCUUAACACACAACUCAGGGAGAGGUAGAAAGAGGGGGCCUGUCCGCGCAUGUGCAAUGACUGUCAGCCGGGAGGCAAGUUAGUGGACACGCCAUGUUCCUAUCUGCGUUUGUUUUGUCUGCCCUCCUUCUGUGCGCGCUGCGGCCUGGAGUGGCUGAGGAGCUACAUCAUCAGCCGCCCGGCAGGAUAGGUAAGUAAGCGGGGUGCAUUUAUACUGGCAGUAAGUGCAGGGGGGUUUAUAUAGGAAUCAUUAAUAGGCCAGUGUAGAUAAUCAGAGUGCAGGGUGUGAGGCUAUCAGAAAGGGGAGGGAGUGCUCCACUAUACAGGCUAUUACCCUGCAUUAGCAAACAAGUGAUAGUCUGCUUUGUAGAGGGAGAAAUAGUCUGCAGGAGGUCACGGGUAGGGGGUGUAAUAGUACAUAGCUGUUUUUGGAAAUUAGGAAAUGUCCUGCAAAUAAAGAGGGAAGAAUGUCCUGCAUAUUAAAAGGAAGAAUGUUCUGCAUAUAAAGAGAGAAGAAUGCUCUGCAGCAGUAACUCUCCCCCCUGCCAGGCAGAGCAUGUGUUCUGUGUCUAAUGAUUUACUGCUCUGCAUUGUGCCAAAUGGGAGGAUGUUUUUAGAAGACCAAAAUAAAUGUGCCAGUAUUGCAGUUGCAACGUUUAACUAUUUAUGUUAUUACAGGGAAUUGUCCAAUAACACAUUUUUAAAGCCAGUAGCAUAUCUGAUUUAAUUUGUCAGUGUGGCUAUCAAUAAACCAUACAGUGGACCAGGCAGUACUUAUGAGGUUACAGUAUGUUAUAAACAGCCAGACUGCAGCCUGGACUGUAAAGUUUUACAUAACAGGGUCUCCUGCUAUUUAGACGCAGACACUGCUAACAAGAACUAUGCCAGACAGUAGAAAGUUGAUGGCUGUCCUAGAUGCUCACUUCCAACCCUAACCCUAGUAAAAAUAUAGACGGUGGAAAACCGUACCCUGUGAGAUAAUAUUAUAGUGUGAUAUAGGAUAGUGAGUCGGGAUCUUCGCUGAUGAAGGUACUUAAGCAAAGGUAGAAAAUACCAUAGAGUUAUGACACAUGUGGUUUCCAAACUUCUAAUGUUAAAAAAAUUUUUUUAUAGUUUUUACUGUGACCUGACCUGGUCACCCUGAGCUACCCCCCGUUAUAUUUCAAAAUACACAACAAGCCCUACUUACAUGCAGUAUAGACGCAGGGGUAGUCAACUUUUGGCACCCCAGAUGUUAUGGACAACAUCUCCCAUGAUGCUUUGUCAGCAUUAAUGCUAUAAGAGCAUUAUGAGAGUUGUAGUUUUCAACACCUGUUGUGCCAAUGGUUGCCUACCGCUGGGAGAGUGUAUCAGAAAGUUCCAAAGCAAUUAAUCGAACAGUAAUACAUGGUCUGCCACAGAGCUGCACAACAAUAAAAUGCAAAGCUCCAUAUUAUUAAAAUGUAGGCUAAUGUGUUCUUAUGUGAGUGUAUGACAGAGCUCCAUACAGUGUGUUGGAAAGUAUCACAGCUACGGAGAAAUAACACUCUGUGGAGUUCUUGAGUGUAUCACAUUAUAUCAGGGGUCCUCAAGCUCCGGCCCCCCAGAUGUUGCUGAACUACAACUCCCAUGAUUCUCUGGCUAUCUAUGUAAUUCAAAGAAUCAUGGGAGUUGUAGUUCAGCAACAUCUGGGGGGCCGGAGUUUGAGGACCCCUGAAUUAUAUGAAUGGGAGCGUGUACAAACUCAUUAAUGGACAGGCUGGGUAAAAAAACAAAACACAAUGCUUGAUUCGGUAUGUUCACCCUAAUAUAUCCAUAGAAUAGCCUUAGUUUGGAUGGCUACCAUUAAGGCUCAGAGUCUGAACAUUUUUGGAACAUGCUGGUAAUUUCUAGUAUGAAGGUCUAGCAUGAAGCAGCAUUUUUUUUCAUUUGGAUGUUGAGAAAAAUAUAAAAAUAUUGGAAAUGGAACUAAGCUAUCAUUUGUUUCAGGUUUCCCUGUAAAAGGAGUUUACCUCUUUUUUUUAAAAGUAUGUGUUUCUUAGCAAUCGUGGGAGGUGGAAUCGGAGGCUCAUCCGCUGCAUAUUUCUUGAGGCAGAAAUUUGGGAAGGAUGUUCAGAUUGAUGUCUUUGAGAAAGGUCAAGUUGGGGGUCGUAUGGCUACCAUAGACAUAAAUGGUGCCGAGUACGAGGCUGGUGGAUCCGUCUUACACCCCUUGAAUCUACAUAUGAAGAGUUUUGCUAAAGAGCUAGGUAUGUACAUCAUAUCAUUCAAUUAUCUGUAUAUGUUUGUGUCAGUAUAUUUCAGUACUAAAGAGACAUAAUUAGGAAAUAAUCAGUGCCUGCAGUAGGGAAUUCACAGGGUAAUAUAACAUGUACACUCGUAAAUAGAUUUAAGUAUUGAGACGCUUAUCUGAGUGUGAAUGGUGUUUCUUUAUAUAAUGAUAACCAUGAAGUAAUCACCUACAACACUUGUGUGGAUUUUUUUCUGUCACACCACACAUUAACGUAAUAGUGCAUAUACAUUUAUAGUUUAAAUUCUACAAAUCAAAGUGGUGCGCUUGCAUGCAACCUAUAACAAAAACACUCAUCCUAAUUUUAGAUGAGUGUCAGAUAAAUCUCAUGACUCACCCAAAAAAGGAUAAUAAAAAUAAUAGUGAAGUAUUGCUUUAAAAUGUGAUUUAUAGUAUGUACACUCACCAUUAAACAUUGGCUCUAACGUGAAGCACUUCAGUACCUUUAAUGUUGAUACACUACCCUCUCCUAUAUGUUUCCUUCGGGUCUUACAAAAAGAAUAGUAAAUCUCAUACAACUGGGGCCCACGUUGGCCACUAGCAGAAAAGGAUGGCAAGAUGUUCCCACUAACUCUCCCUCAAAAGGCACCGGCCUUUCUUCAAACACUGGGGAUACCGGCAGAGUCGCUUCCCUCGCAAGGAUGCAAGCCUUGGGCGGUUGGUGCAGUCUCACCGUUUGUUCUGAGACAAGCCUUAGCUGGGCCGGCAGAUCCUCCAGCUUAAACCAGUCUGAGCUGACUGUCGUUUUAAGUUUUACUACAUAUUGCAUGUUGUUUUUCUUCAUUCCAUGUUUCCCUAUUCCCUAAUCUGGCUCCGUUGGCUAUUAUAUAUCGGAUCUGCUUUGUUGUUCUAUCCCCCAUUACAACCCUGCCUGUGCCUGUCUCCUUCAAGAUCUCAUUAUCUGUUCUGGAAUUGCCCGUGGCACACUUAGAGCGCAGCAUGGGUUCUCGCACCUUUAAAGUGCAUAAGAAUAUUUAUCUGCAUUGAAUCCAGUGCUAACGUUUCUUUUAUUGUUUUUUUUUAAAAAAAAAACCUCAGGUUGCACUUAUUCCUUUGAUAUGCUGGUAGAUGUCUGCCAAAUGUUCUUUUUAUGCUUUUAUACUAUGUAACUGAACAGGCAGCACAAUGCCUAUGUCUUGCUUACUAUGCAACCUGAGCAAAAACAAAGAAUAAAAAAGAAUAUGAACAAAAAAACAUAUUGUGCAGAAUGUAGAAGUUUGAUAAAUUAGCAAGUUAUAAUAAUACAAACUUGCUCACCUGGUACUGAGCUUGAGGAUACCUUGCACUGGGUGCAUGCAGCCUAGAUGUCAAUUAACACGAGAGACCCUCGAAAAAUCUAAAAAGUAGCUUCCAGGGAUUUCAGUAAUUCAAAUAAUACAUUAAUAAAAAGGUGCACACAGCCUGCAAAUAAUAGUAAAAAAUAAACUGAACUGGAAUCCUCUUCAUCCAUAUGUUUCUCCCACUGGCUUCCUCAAUUGGAUGGUGGCGCUACUCGUGCCCUGUUUAAUGAUGCUGGGCUGGAGUGACGCCAGUUCAUUUUAUUUUAUACUGUUAUUUGUAGGUUGUAUGUAUCUUUUUAAUAAAGCAACAUUUACAGAUAUUCUUGAAAGCCACUACUCUGAUUAUUCAAGAAGCUUUUGUGUCACCCUUAAAGGGACACUCUAGGCACCCAGACCACUUCUGCCCAUUGGAGUGGUCUGGGUGCCAAUUCCCACUACCCUUAACCCUGCAACUGUAAAUAUUGCAGUUUUCAUAAACUGCAUUAUUUACCUUGCAGGGUUAACUCCUCCUCUAGUGGCUGUAUACUAGAGAAGGCCUCUAGAGGGCACUUCCUGGUUUAUAGCACAGGUUUGUGCUAUAGCAUCGCUGGACGUCCUCACGCUAUGUGAGGACCUUCAGCGUCGAUAAAAUCCCCGUAGGAAAGCAUUGAAAGCUUUUUCAAUGCUUUCCUAUGGAGAGGUCUAAUGCGCGUGCGCGGCAUUGCCACGCAUGCGCACUAGGUCUUCCCCGUCGGCGGCCGCGCAUGUGAAAUCGGUCUCCCCCGCCGGAUGACGUCAGCGGAGGAGGAGCGGAGGCGGACCCUAAACCAGCACCAAGGGACAACGGCGCUGGUCUCAGGUAUGUCACUGAAGGGGUUCUAACCCCUUCAGCAACAUGGGAUGGGGGGUGGGAGGGAGAGGGGACCUGCAGUGCCAGGAAAACGAUUUGUUUUCCUGGCACUGGAGUGUCCCUUUAACUGACACCUAGUUUGCAUACAUCCAGAACCAGGUAUACUCAGGCUCAGUACCAGGUGAGCAUGUUUGUUUUAUUGUAACUUUCUAAUUUAUCAAACUCAUACGUUCUGCACAACAGAUUUUUUUAUUCCUAUUCUUUUUUUUUUUUUUUACUUAGUAUUUUUGUCGUGCAAAGAGUAUAACAAACAGGCUUGAGGUACCCCAAAGGCAUUCCUCAGGCUUAGCAUCGCACUGUGUAGUGGGAAGUAGAUAGGACUUGCACAUUUUAUAGUAUUCUAAGCGUGAGAAUAAAGUGUUAUAGUAAACCAUGAAAAUAAAGGUAAAAGUGGAAGAGUUAGGCAUAUCAUUUCAUAUCAUUACACAGGCCGCUAAGGCAUGUCUCCUCGCUAAUAUUUGAGUGAGUCCUUGUCGUUGCUUCUUUGGACCCAGGUUGCGGGUUGCCAUGCCAACCUCUCGGUACGGUAAGUGAGCAGUCAUCCGAUACCCCUGCGAAUGUUAUUUCUUUUGCUUGAGCUCAGUCCAAUUGGGGGGGUAAGUGUAGCAUCAUGGAAGUGAGGCACCACUCUGGCCCUGUGCUGUGUGAGAGCUGGUACCCUUUUGCCACUAGCCUGGGUCCAGUGAGGACCAAGGUCUUCCCUGUCGGGAUGGUGCGAUGGGUCCUGCUGUCGGUUGUGGUGUGUCGUCGCUUAUGCCUUGUGGACCUGCACCUGUGUGGCCAAUACCUGUGGGUUGUGGCCCUUGUUGCUCCCAACCCGGGUGGGCAUCUUAUGGGGAUGGCUGAGGUGGAGGAUCGCUUUGCGCCCUGUAAUGGUUUCCCAGGCCUCCUCUCAGUGCGCACGUGGUGCUGUUCAGUAGGAAUGGGGGUAGUCAUAGCUGGUCCAAUACGGGUCAGCAGCUUGUCCCAGAAGCGGUCAAAAAUGUUGUCGAGUGUCUCUUGCUUUGUUGCUGGGGUCUGCUUCACCCAUCCGUUUAGCUUUGUUACGGAAGAUUUCCAGCACUGCAGCCCGAGUUAGCAGCGACAGUUUAGCCGUUGCAGCAGGAGCUCAUGCGAGGCAAGACUUGUCAGCUCGCUGGCUUGGCUCCGCCCCCCUACUCCUAUUCUUUUUUUAAAGCCACAAAGGAAACGUAUAGAAGAGGGUAAUGUACCACCGUAAUGGUACAGAAGUGCUUCACAUUAGUGCCAAUAUUAUCUGGACUCUGAAUGUGAGUGUACCUGCAAGAGAUUUUUUUUAAAUAAAUUGUAUAAAUCACCUUUUAAAGCAAUACUUCACAAUAAUACUUAUUAUUAUUAUUAUUAUUAUUAUAUUCCUUCUUUUUUUGUGACAUCAUGAGAUUCAUCUAAAACUUAUCUAAAAUUAGGGUGAUUGCAUACAAACGUUCCACUUUGAUUUGUAGAAUUUAACUAUACAUUUAGUUGCACUAAUAAUAUAACCAGUAUUUUAAAAAUUACGAUUUAAAACCUUGUCUGACAGGUGCAUUUUAGUAGCAUUUGAUAAGGAAAAAAUAGAAAAUGGUCCAGGCACUCCAAGAUACAAUAAAGGCACCUUUAUUUUGGUCAUUUUAGUAGCAUUGUGAGAAAUCUUAUCCUGUUACACUUAUUUGCUACUAUUAAAUGCCACGUGGACCUCAAAACCAUACUGUUUACUAGUAGUGUAAUGUGUUUUGUGAUAUCUUAUCUUAUCCUGUGUACUGUGAUGCCAAAGAGAUGUACAAUUUUGUUUUGUAAUCUGUUUCCAUGGAGAGCUGAAUUGAUGACUAUUGAAUAUAUUCAUCUGCAGGUCUCUCUGUCCGCCCAUGCAGGAAUAGCCUUGCUGGCAUUUACAAUGGAAAUGAAAUAAUUUUCCAGCAGAGCGACUGGCUACUUAUUAAUAUCAUCAAAUUGGUGUGGUUCUACGGGCUAAAUUAUAUGCGCAUGUACAUAUGGGGUGAAGACUUGCUGACUAAAUUUGGAAGGUAUGUAUGUUUAAUAGUUAUUUUCAUAUGCAACAUACAGUCAGUGUGUAAUAUAUUAGAAACACCUUCUGAAAAUUCAAUUGCGACAUUCUUUUCCCCUUGAAUAACUUAAAGUAGUACUGACACUUCAUUGGAAAAUAUACCAUUACAUUUACAAUACUGAAAAUUGCCUAUUGCAUAUGAGGAGGGGGACAGGGGCUGAGGCAGGAGGACAUGGGCUGAGGAAGGGGCGGCAGAGGUCAGCAGGAGCAUCAGCCUGCAUACAGUGGAGUCGGCCAGCCACUCCUGAUGAUGUCAGGAGGAGGGGGUGUGACUCCCCAGCGGUCCUGGGAGAAGAGCAGUGAAAGUCACGCCCCCUCCUCCUGACAUCAUCAGGAGAGGCUGGCUGCAGGGAGAGAGGUAAGUUGGAAAAUCUGAGUCCCCAGCCAGAGGCAGGGGAUUCAGAUUUUUCAAUUUUUUGCUGGAUGCGGAUUUUGUGUUGCUUCCAUUUGCGAUGGAAUCGCACUAACUGUUGUCACCUUCUCAUCAAGCUGAUUGGCGAUGGUCUUGUAGCCCAUUCCAGCCUUGUGUAGGUCUACAAUCUUGUCCCUGACAUCCUUGGACAGCUCUUUGGUGUUGGCCAUGGUGGAGAGUUUGGAAUCUGAUUGAUUGCUUCUGUGGACAGGUGUCUUUUAUACAGGUUACAAGCUGAAAUUAGGAGCACUCCCUUUAAGAGAGUGCUCCUAAUCUCAGUUUGUUACCUGUCUAAAAGACAUCUGGGAGCCAGACAUCUUGCUGAUUUAUAGGGGAUCAAAUACUUAUUUCACUCAUUGACAUGCAAAUCAAUUUAUAACUUUUGUGACAUGCAUUUUUCUGGAUUUUCUUUUUGUUAUGUUUAUGUCUUUCACUGCUCAAAUACACCUACCAUUAAAAUUCUAGAUUGAGAAUUUCUUUGUCAGUGGGCAAACGUUCAAAAUCAGCAGGGAAUCAGAUACUUUUUUCCCAUCACUGUAUGCUGUUUUAUUGGUGUGAUGCAUCCUUUCCUAUUUAUAAUAAACUAGAAUACAUGUGAAAGCCAGAGCUGAAUUAAACUUACAGCCGCAAAACUGACAAAUGGCCUACAGACAGUUGUGAUAAUUGGAUCUGACCUUUCUGUUACUGUGACCUGGAACCUUCCAAGCACUAAGCUCUUACUCCCCUGUCCACAGCUGACUCCUCCUUAGUUUUCUUGAUGCUUACCUUUUAUUUUUAUUCCUCCUUAUUUUUUCUUUCCCUUACCUAAUAUACUCCGUUCUUGUUCAUUUGCUCUUGCUCCUCUUUCACUACCACCCCACCAGAUUGUCUGUGAGAAUCCUUCAUUUAUCACAUUACCUGUUGAUAAAGGAUACCUGCCAUACCACAAACUAGUUAUGAUCUUUCAAAACAGCAUCACAUUUAAUCUAUUCAUUGUGGUAGCAGAUUUGCUAGCAAAUGUAUAGUUUAGGAAUAAUCCCCAUUUAAAAACAAAAAAGUAUUUCUUCCACCUUUCACUCAAAUCUUUAGCACAGAGUCUAUGCUGCAGAAUUGACGGACAAGGUAUAGCAGAAAAGACCUCCCACAGGCAGUUCUUCUGCUCUCCCAAUUAUAGCAACAACAUUGAAUGGUUUCUAUGGAAACUCUCUAGCCAUCUCCACUCCAUUCAGAUGCUGGCAACAAAGCCAGUCUGUUGGGGUCAUACAGGAAGUUUUCCACAAAGGACGGACCGGUGGUGGGUGUUACAAGAAGAGUAACACCCAUGAAACUCAGAAGUUGUCGGCGCAGGACCGAUGGUGAGUAUAUCUUGAUAUUUUACAUUAAAUAUAUGUAUUUCAGUGAUACUUGAUGUAUUCAAUGUUUUUGGAGCCGAUUUUAAUGUAAGUAAAAAAAUGUGAUUAUAGGUUUACUUUAACCAGUGAGGAAAGCUAGCCUAUAUAUUACAUCUCUGAAUUUGUUUAUCUUUUAUAUAGUUUACACAGAUUCCGUUCAUUAAAGGGAUACUCUAAGCACCAAAACAAAUUUACUGUUGUAAAAUAUUGAUUUCAUGUUCAUCUUGUGGUGAGUACUCUUGAUAGCUUUGAUUGGAUCCAACGUACACAAGGGUGUGAUACACCCUAGGCUCAAUAGUUUGGAGUGGUACUUCAACCACUCCAUAUUUGUGAGUUUCUUUCCUAUAGGGUUUUAUAUAUAUUGCUUGUGUAUCACAAUGAUGCCCUAGAAUUUUCUUCUGUUUUGUGUUUUAAAUUAUUAAGAAUGUCCAUCCAAUAUUUGUGCAAGUAUAUUCUAUAUUAUUUACUAUAUAUCAGUGUUUCUGGUGACACUUGCAAAUAGGAAGAAUGUUUCCAUUUUGGCUAGAUACAUUAAGUCACUUAUAUAUGUACUAUUUUUUACUCAUGUCUCCACUGUUGAUUUUAUACAUAUUUUAUAUGCACACCUGUAUAUUAGAUUUGUUUGUUCUGGAAAUCUUUAUAUCAGGGAUCAAUAUAGAUUGCUGCAUGUGUUUGAUUACUACACCUUUUUGGGGUGUUGUUACUUGCACUUUAUUCGUUAUUUUUGCGCCACUUUUAUUCAGUUUGGGAUUGUUAAAAUGAUUCCUGACUUGCAUUAUCUAAUUAUGUGCAAGAAAACCCUCAAUCUGUCAUAUAAUCAUGCAGUCUUCUGAAAUCCAUUGUAUCAAGCAAAAAAUGCAUUCAGUAUUCCAAGAUACGUCUAUCAGGAACAGGUUUACGUGAAUCUCUAUUUCUCAUAACAAGCCUCAUAUGUCAUUCAAUCUUAAAGGACCACUAUAGUGCCAGGAAAACAUACUUGUUUUCCUGGCACUAUAGUGCCCUGAGGGUGCCCCCACCCUCAGGGUCCCCCUCCCGCCGGGCUCUAGGGGGAGGAAGGGGUUAAACUUACCUCUUUCUGCAGCGCCGGACGGGGAGCUCUCCUCCUCUUCGGCUGAAUGCGCAUGCGCGGCAGGAGCUGCGCACGCAUUCAGCCAGUCCAUAGGAAAGCAUUUACAAUGGACGCAAGUGUCUUCUCACUGUGAAAAUCACAGUGAGAAGCGCGGAAGCCCUCUAGCGGCUGUCAAUGAGACAGCCACUAGAGGCUGGAUUAACCCAUAAGUAAACCUAGCAGUUUCUCUGAAACUGCUAUGUUAACAGAAAAAAGGGUUAAUCCUAUCUGGACCUGGCACCCAGACCACUUCAUUAAGCUGAAGUGGUCUGGGUGCCUAUAAUGGUCCUUUAAAACAGAACAAUAAUGUAUCUGUUUUUUUUUGUUUUUUUUUGUUUUUUUUAUAAAUAGUUAUAGAACUAAAUCAGUUACAUUCAUUAAGGGGCCAGUGCUAUGGUGCAGGAACAAAAUAAUAAAUCUACAGGUUAUCUACCUGCGAUAAUAGUGUCACCCGCUUGAAAAUGACACAAAAUGUAUGUAUGUCGCUCAAUUAUAAAGUAACUACAUAUUUGUAGAUUUGUACCUAUAAACAUACAGAUAGGGCUUCCUAGACGUUACAAUCUGGAGUAUUCCAAAACAUGUUCUGUUCCCUUCUCCAUCCUGAAAGGAGGAAAGGAUUGCUCUGUGGUGCCGCUUGGCCUUCCUGGAUGAGAUCAUCAAGAUUUCUGAUCUCACAAAUCCAAAGUGAAGCAUUGGGAGACAAGUCAUUUGAUGUAUUAACAAGUUUAACACUUUAAAUGACUUAGCUGUGAAAGCUCCUCAAGUGACUGUCAAGAAGGCAGCCACUAGAGGCAUGUUAACCCUGCAAUGAAAACAUUGCCAUUUCUGCAAAAACAGGCAUUUUCAAUAUAGGGCACUACGCCCAGACCAUUUUGUUAAGAUGAAGUGGUAUGGGUACCUAUUAAGUCCCUGUAAUGUUUCAAUGUUGCCAAUUCAUCAAUUAAACAUAUAUUUUUCUUGUUUUGCAGGAUCUAUCAGUAUCAGAACUAUGACUAUUCAUUUUCCAGCGCAGAAAAGCUAUUUCAUGCCUUGGGGGGCGAGGAUUUAUCAAUAAAAUUAAACAUGACUCUUGAUGAUUCCCUGCAGAAAGCUGGCUGCUCAAAAAAAUACAUUGAUGAAAUUGUAACUCCUGCUAUAAGGCACGAUUUCUCUCAGUUACCCAGAAUCAAUGCAUUUGUUGGUAAGGCCAUUCUUAAAUACAGAAUUGUGCUGAGAACAAAACAAGAUGGCCAGAGAUUGUCUUAAAGAGAAACGUUUUAAUUUAGUCAAUGUAAAUUUCCCUUCAAGUAAUCAAAAUAAAAAUGUUGAGUAAUUUGCAAACUGUAGAGAUGUACAGGGUUAUUAUCGAAAGUGAGAAUUUCCUAUUAGGCUAUUAACAAAUUUAAUUUGAAACUCCCUUCAUGUUAAAUUCUCAUUUAGUGAAUAAUCCUGAUUAUUCUAAAACAUACUUACCUCUGAGGCACACCUGGAUAUUGACAAAGACCUCUGUCUGUGAUGCUCUGCUAUACUGGCAUCUUACGUUCACAAUGCGGUAAAAGCUUGUGAAUUCUUUAUUAUAUCUUCUAGUACACAGUAUGUACAUAUAGAUGUUCACAGGCUGUAUGCAAUCAUUAUUUAUACGGUAUGCCACACUGGGUCUUAAUAGCCUUACAUAUGUUUUUAUAGCCAAGGGAUCUUAAUGGAAACACAAAACCACUCCGUAUUAAAGGAACAUUCCAGGCUAAAAUGUAACAUUUUUCAUGCAUAUGAUGUAUGAGCAGAAAUAAAAUAUUGCAUUCAGCAGAAUUUGCAAAACCUGUUUUUAUAUCCACUUUUCUUUCCACCUUUUACUCUGAUAGAUUGCACUGGACACCUUGCCAGAGAUUUGGGGCUUAAACUUCACCCAGCUCCCAGUUAGGACUGGUUGAUGAGUAUGAAGUAGAUGAUUCUGUGAGAGAAUCGUGUAUUUCAUUGCUGUCCGUACAUCUUAGCACAUAAAAAUAUAAUGAUAUUUUGUUUUGUUUUUUAUGUUACAUGUACUAUUUGCAAACUGAAGUGCAGGUUAGUGUUGGUGUUUACAUUUGCCCGUGCAGGGUUACGUCUGUUAAGCGACACUAUAGCUAGAUGCACUUACAACAGUGGGCUGUGAAAGUGCAAUUUAUUAGAGGUACCCCAUGCACAAACAAAAUGUGAUUUCUAAUACUAGUCUGAGGGCAUUCUAAACUAACCCAGUACAAAAAUAGACCCUCUUCCUCCCCUCAGACGCACACGCCCAGGGAUCACAGCUGAGUGCCACCCCCUUCACUCAUAAAUUACAGGUGGAGGCUUGGCUAGGAGAGCUAUAAAAAUGUGAGGAAAACAAUUCAUGAUUAUUACUGGCAUUCCAUGAUUGUCUGUCUGUCACUUCACCCCCUCCAAAAUUUAGUUUGAUCAGCAUUUUAUUUUUACAGAAAGCAAAUCAAAAGUAAGCAUAGCAGUCAUGGGUACUUUGUCAAAUACAAUAUAGUUAUAAUCAAAGAUAGCAAAGAGCCACUCGUCUACUGGAAUUAAAAGAUAACAUUAUGUGGAUGUCUGAACUAUUUUUUUGUAAAUACUUCAUAGGGAACCCUAUUUACUAUUGCCUUCUUAUGUAGGGCAUGCCAAUUCCAGGGUAUUUAAAUGCCUUUCUCAAAAAGGUGUGCUCAGUUCCCUUAUGCAUUUUGAGACUCUUUGUAUUAACUACACUUCAAUCUUUGCUCUUUAAUCAAUUAGAAAUGUACGUUUAAUAGACCGUGUGCCUCACUUCCUCUUAGGUGCGUUGACAUUGACUGCUACUUAUACUAAGCUCUGGUCAAUUGAAGGUGGUAAUAAGCUUGUCUGUCCAGGCCUUAUUGAAGCCUCGGAGGCCCAACUAAUUAAAGGCACAGUUACCUCUGUGCAGGAAAAGACUGGUGAGUGAACUAAUCCUAUCUAAAGAACAUAUCUAAAGAACUAAUUAAAGGCACAGUUUCCUCUGUGUAGGAAAAGACUGGUGAGUGAGCUAAACAUAUCUAAAGAACACUAUAGUAUGAAUUAAGGAGAGAGAUACAAUGUACACUGGUAGAUUCCCUAUGGUUCUGUUUUUCUGUGUAAAAGAUUACAAACUUCAGAAUAAUGUUUACUGUAAGCAUAGCUCCAAAAACGGGUCCCCUGGACACCAUUAAUAUUAUGGAGGAAAGCAAAUUAGUUUCCUCUUUCCCCACUGCAAAUGCCAAGAGAGAGGAGAAUUAUUAACCGAACCUGGGGGUUUACCUGGUAGCCUCCUGUUUUUUCUUCAUCCCUUUGUCUUUGAGAUGAUGAUCAUAAUGUAAAGAGAUAUUGCCAGGUGGCCUGAAUCCCACAUACACCAUUACACAUUCCUAUAUUGGUCCCAUACGUCUAUUUAACUUCACACAGAUUGAGGGACACUCCAUUUUCCUUUCUUCAUAUCCAGUAAUUCAGAAAGCAAGUUACAUCUGGAGGAAUGUGUCCAGUGACAUUGGUACCCGCUUGCUCCAUGACACUGCCUCCGCUAAUUGUCACUCUCCUUCCAGGCAGUGCUCCCGUUGUUCAGUCGUCCCUAUUCCUCUCAUUCAUUAUAUUUUUUGUUUGUGGAGCCUUCUGUUUGUCGGAUCUUUAUUGUUAGUGUCAUGCUCCCUACUACAUGCUGUAGUAAUGAAGUAACACAACUAAGGAAGCACGCUAAAGAAUAUAAAACAUUAGAAAAUAUGUGCAGCCAACGAUGCCUGUAAAAAGGUAGCAGCUAUAGCAUUAGAAGACACUUCCCCUUUAAAUGUCAAAGAAGCAUCACCUAAAAAACACAAAUUUGCCAAUAUUAAAAUAUGAAUCAAACAAGUCUAGCAUAAUAUUACUUUCAUCUAAUUUUGUUAAGAAAUAUAUUUUUAAUGAAAACAAAUAAAAAAACAGAAAAACUCAUCCUUACUUUUAAUAUAUGACACGAUUGUUCAGUCGUAUACACACACACCUUGGGACAGACCGUGUUUGAAACUCAUCCGUUAGUCUCUAGUCUUCCCUGCUGCUGUGCGACAGAGACUUGAAGAAGCACAUCUCCAUUUAUUUACCCCUUCCAUCCCUUCUUUGACACUUACAGCGAGGAAGUAAUUGUUUAGUGUGACCCUUUGAAAGUGUUCAUAUUCAAUUUUUAUUUUUUCUGUCAUCCAUUUUGAGAACAAUUGGACAUGACAAAGUUAUGUACCGUAUAUACUCGAGUAUAAGUCGACCUGAAUAUAAGUCGAGACCCCUAAUUUUACCCAAAAAACUGGGAAAACUUAUUGACUCGAGUAUAAGACUAGGGUGGGAAAUGCAGCAGCUUCUGGUAAAUUUCUAAAUAAAAUUAGAUCCCCAUUAAUUGAAUAUUUAUUUUGUGUAUAUAAUGAAUGCAGAGUGUGUGUGUGUGUGUGUGUGUAUGAAUGUAGUGUGUGUGUAUAUGAAUGCAGUGUGUGUAUGUGAUGCAGAGUGUGUAACCUUGGUGGGGGCUGGGCAUUUUUAUUAUUUUUUUUAAUUAUUAUUAUUAUUAUUUUAAUAUCCCAUUUUGUUUUUUUUAAUAUUAUUAUUUUUAUUUUAUUUUAAUAUUAUAAAAAUUUGUAUUAUAUUAUUAUUUACAUUUUUGUUUAUAUUUUUUUGUCCCCCCUCCCUGCUUGAUACAUGGCCAGGGAGGGGGGCUCUCAUUCCCUGGUGGUCCAGUGGCAUGGGCUGUGUAGGAGGGGGGCUGGCAGCGAGCUGUAACUUACCUUUCUUGCAGCUCCUGUCAGCUCCCUUCUUCUCCGUUCCGGUCAGCUCUCUUCUCCUCCACUGUAAGUCUCGCGGUCUGAGUGCCGCGCGGAGCGGAGACUUACUGAGACUUACUGUGGAGGAGAAGGGAGCUGACAGGAGCUGCAGGAAAGGUAAGUUACAGCUCGCUGCCGGCCCCCAACAGGACCGACGGGCUUGUAAUGUGCCCGGCGGUCCUUGUCUGUAUUAUGGCAAUGUAAGUUGCUAUAAUACAGACAGUGACUCGAGUAUAAGACUAGUGGGGGUUUUUCAGCAGAAAAAAUGUGCCGAAAAACUUGUCUUAUACUCGAGUAUAUACGGUAUGUCCUGUCAUGUUUAAGACUAUGGUUUGAGAAAGCAGUGUAAUUAAAAUCCUUACCUCACUAUGGUUUUUUUUUUCCUUGCAGGAGGUAUUGAAAAACUGUACAAAUUGGGUUAUGAGACGAGCACUGGUCCCCAUCUGGGCAUGUAUAACAUUGUGAUCAUAGCAGCACCUAUUAAUAAAGAAAUAUCCAAUAUCAAUUUUGAUGGCUUCAGUCCUCCCAUAGAUACCUCCUCUAAUAGCUACAUUCAGACUGUCACCACAUUUGUUCACGGACAAAUUAACAGUUCUUUCUUUGGUUUUAUAGAACCGUCCCAACUUGGACUUACAGACAUUUUAACCACAAAAAAUCCCAAGUUGUUUUUUGACAGUAUUGGUCUUGGGGAUCCAGUGAAAGGACCACCUGGAACUUUACAACCCACCGGUCAAAAGGUGUGGAAGAUUACCUCUCCAGAUCCACUAACAAAAGAUCAACUUAAUCUGCUGUUUACAUCUUACCAUGCAGUGAGUGCAAAAAAGUGGCUGGCAUUUCCUCAGUACAACCCUCCAGGAAAACUGCCACCUAUUAUACUUCAUGAUCAGAUCUAUUACAUUAACAGCAUAGAAUUGGCAGCAAGUGGUAUCGAAUUAAGUGCUCUGUCUGCCAAGAAUGUAGCCCUGCUUUCCUAUCAUAGGUGGUUUGGUAUUAAUGGACAGAUUGACCAAGAGGACUUGGUGGAGCGAUUCAAGUCUGAAUUGUAA
Pelobates cultripes (western spadefoot toad) is the source of this 43325-nucleotide messenger RNA. Lineage: Eukaryota; Metazoa; Chordata; Amphibia; Anura; Pelobatidae. The record is from the annotation of a GenBank genome assembly.